AGAAAUGAAAAAAACAUUUUGCAUAGAAGAGAGAGAGGCGGAGAGAGAGGAAAGUGAAGAAGCAAUCGUGAGAGACUCUCUCGAGUCUUCCCUGAGUCACUCCUCUCCUCUCACACCUUUUUGCUUCGCGAUUAAGAGUCAGAGAGAGAGAGAUAGUAAACAUCGAACGUCUUCCAUUUCAUCUUCCUUCGAUUACCUUGUUAGGGUUUUGUAUUUUGGCUUCUGGAUUCUUCUUCACUAUGCAUAAGUUGAGCAGAAGCAACCGUGACAAACUUCAGCAGUUCGUGGCUAUCACAGGAGCUAGUGAGAAGAAUGCUCUUCAGGCUCUCAAAGCCAGUGAUUGGCACCUUGAAGCAGCGUUUGAUGUGUUUUACAGCCAGCCUCAACCAAGAAGCAAUGCUGCUGAAGUAAGACGCUUGGAGGAGCUCUACAAUAGAUAUAAAGACCCGUAUUCUGAUAUGAUUCUUGCGGAGGGUAUCUCGGUUCUGUGUAAUGAUCUUGAGGUGGAACCGCAAGACAUAGUCACGUUGGUUCUUUCGUGGCAUAUGAAUGCUGCAACAGCGUGUGAGUUUUCCAGGCAAGAAUUUAUCAGUGGAUUACAGGCAUUAGGUGUAGAUUCAAUCGGGAAGUUGCAGGAAAAGCUGCCAUUUAUGCGUUCUGAGCUUAAAGAUGAACAAAAGUUCCAUGAGAUAUACAACUUUGCUUUUGGGUGGGCGAAAGAGAAGGGGCAGAAAUCUCUUGCCUUAGACACAGCGAUUGGGAUGUGGCAGUUGCUCUUUGCAGAAAGAGAGUGGCCUUUGGUAACUCACUGGUGUGAUUUCUUGCAGGAUCGUCAUAACAAGGCCAUAUCUAAGGACACAUGGGCACAGCUACUGGAAUUUUCAAGGAUGGUCGACCCAGUGCUGUCGAAUUACGAUGCAGAAGGAGCAUGGCCUUACCUGAUUGAUGAAUUCGUUGAGUAUUUGUAUGACAAAAAUGUCGUUGAGAAGUGACCAGCCAACUGGGAGAAGUAAUCAACUCUAUUUGACAAUGUUCCUUUCUUCUCAUUAUUUUAAAUAGACUUGCUUAUCUCACAGAUUUUUCUAUUGUGUUUGUCAGAAUCUUUAAAUUGAUGAUUAAAUAAGUAAGCUUUUCAACCUUAAGACUAAUCUAGUUUUUAGUAUAAUGAUACCAACAAUUGCUCUUCUCUCUGUUACCAAUAAUCACCACAGGAACAAACUCCAUCCUUAAAAUGGUGGAACCUAUUUGUAUCUCUCACAACAAUCUCUCUGUCCACUAGCUUCGAGAUAAGCUUUGUAGCAGCAUGACAGUUUACGCAUGCUCUCAGAUUCUUUGUGAUCCGCAGUGGUGUGCCUUGGGGUGUACUUAUAAGCCCAUACGCAAUCGCGAUCCUCUCGCUGUGGCUGCACAAAGUCUCUUCAGCUUCUUCAUCGUUGAGAUCGUGCAAUGAAGCAUCCUUGUUAGCCACAAAUCCACCUUCCUUCAAUCUACUCUCUAUCCACUCUACUUGUCUCUCUAUCUCUUCAUAUCUCGGAUGUGACUUAUCACCCACUCGGAAAGCCUCCAACCUUCCCCUUACUUCAACCCAGCUACAUCCAACGUCUUUGUUCAAUCCUUUCUCCUUCAUUCUCACUCGCACCUCUGCAACACGGUCCCACAAACGUGCUGCAGCAUACAGAUUAGAGAGCUGUACAUAGUGGCCUGUGUUGGAUGGGUCUAUUGAGAAAAGCUGUUGAGCUGCAUAUUCUCCCAGUUCAACGUGGCGAUGCUUCUUGCAAGCGCUUAGGAGUGCUCCCCAAACCGUUACACCGGGCUGGACCGGCAUGCAUUUGAUCACUUCAUAAGCUUGAUCCAGAUGACCAGCACGCCCGAGAAGAUCAAUGACACAUGCAUAAUGUUGCUGUUGUGGAUUUAUUUUGUGAUCCGCCAUCCGGUUGAAAAACCACCAGCCUUCUCUUACCAUGCCUGAAUGGUUACAGGCCAUGAGAAGCCCCAGAAAAGUGACGUCAUUGGGAUGUACUCCACCACGCUCCAUUGCACGGUACAGACUGAUUGCUUCUCUUGCCCGCCCGUGCAAUCCAUACCCAACAAUCAUAGCACUCCACACCACAACAUCCCUGUCAAGUGUUCGGUCAAAAACCAACCUUGCGCCUUCUACACUUCCACAUUUAGCAAACAUAUCGAUUAAUGCGCUGCUUAUGAAAACGUCAUCCCUGUAGUCACUUCUGCCUACAUAUUCAUACAUACUGCGAGCCUGCUCAAGAGAACCUACUUGAGCGCAAGCCGAAAUGGCAGAUGUUAUAGAGAUGGUGUCGGGUCUAACAUCUUUAUUGAUCAUCUCAUGAAACAUAUCAAUAGCUUCCCUGGCAUAACCGUUCUUCGCAUAGCCAGAGAUCAUGGCGUUCCACAAAAUCAGGUUAGGUGACUUCAUCUUAUCAAACAGAAUCUUGGCAGUUGCAACUUGGCCACAUUUUGCAUACAUGGUGUUGAGAGAGAUGAGUAAGUCAGGCUCUAUUUCAAGACCCAUCUUCACAACAGAAGCAUGAAUAGAUCUCCCUUGCUUCAAAUCCUGCAAGCAAGUGAAAGCAUUGAGAACGCUGACAAGAGCUACCCAGUCAGGCUUCACAUCCAUCUUCCUCAUCUGACUAAAAAUCUCAAGAGCCUCCAUAGGCUCACCGUUCUGAGCAUAAGCUGAAACGAUAGCAGUCCAUGAGACUAUCGUCCUCUCUGGCAAUGGCAGUCCUUCAAACACAGUUCUCGCAGAUCCCAAACGCCUACAUUUCGCAUACAAGGCAAUGAGACCGUUCUGAACAAACACAUCCGCAUCAAAUCCAAGCCUGAACACCUGAGCAUGAACGAAUCUACCCAUCUGAAGAUGAGACAAACCGCUGCAAGCUUUAAGAAGAUGAGGGAAAGUGAAAGAAUCAGGAGAAACACGAGCGAGUUGCAUAUUGGAAUACAUGAGAAGAGCAUCUUGGAAGUGAUUGUUCCUUGAAUAACCCCUGA
This is a messenger RNA of Arabidopsis thaliana (thale cress), 3006 nucleotides long. RefSeq names its product defective in cullin neddylation protein. The record is from RefSeq and is marked reviewed. The transcript has 11 exons. Lineage: Eukaryota; Viridiplantae; Streptophyta; Magnoliopsida; Brassicales; Brassicaceae. Bases 240 to 992 code for a protein of 250 amino acids.